AGGAGCUACAGAGUUGAUUGAUGUUAUUUGCAUAAGCUUGUACUAACAGCUGGGGCUAUUGUAAAUAGCCUACGGAUUAUUCUGAAGAGAAGAUACUAACGUAAUUCAUUCCGUUAGCAAGAGAGGACAAACAUCUUCCUUCGAUUCUUAUCUCUCCUCUUCGUCUUUUGUCCCUGACCUCUGUGGUCCCACAUCGGCUGUUAAAAAUCUCGUCCUCUGUGAUUUCUAUCGGACACUCGACCAGGAGUUGGCAGGAAGCAGAAAGGAUGUUCUGAAGAUACCAACUGUGUCUCAACAACAUGAAGGCAGUAGAGAGGGGUGCUACUGGAACCAUGGUGUGGUCUACUAUUUAUGAUACAGAUAAGAUGAACACCCCUUCAAGCUUUGUCCCUCGGAUGCAGUUGCAGGCUGCAGGUGCUUCAUCACAAUUGGAUCACGUGUGUGCCCUUGAUAUCGACUCAAAAGCUUCAUAUGUCCGUUUGUCAGGAAUAAUUUGCACAAUUGGCCCUGCAUCCAAAGAUGUGGCAGUGCUGGAGAAGAUGAUGGAAACUGGGAUGAAUAUUGCUCGCCUCAACUUCUCACAUGGUAGUCAUGAGUAUCAUGGAGCGACCAUUGCUAAUAUCAGAAAAGCUGUUGCUAACUAUAGCAAGAAAAUAGGCAUGAAUUAUCCAUUGGCUAUCGCCUUGGACACCAAGGGCCCCGAGAUUCGCACAGGAUUGUUGGAAGGGGGUGGGUCAGCUGAAGUUGAAUUGAAAAAAGGUGACUCAAUCAAGUUAACCACAGACAAGGCAUUUGCUGAGAAAGGAAGCACUCAAAUAGUCUUUGUAGAUUAUGAGAAUAUCACUAAGGUGGUGAAGCAGGGAAACAGGGUGUUUGUUGAUGAUGGACUCAUAUCGCUGGUUGUCAACAGUGUUGGUCCUUCAGAGUUGGCAUGCACUGUGGAGAAUGGUGGAUUGCUGGGCAGCAGGAAGGGUGUAAAUCUUCCAGGAGUGCCUGUGGACUUGCCUGCAGUGUCUGAGAAGGAUAAAUCAGAUCUUAGAUUUGGUGUUGAACAGGACGUGGACAUGAUAUUUGCUUCUUUCAUCCGUGAUGCAGCAGCCCUUCAAGAAAUUCGUGGAAUUUUGGGUGAAGAGGGAAAGAACAUUCUCAUAAUUUCUAAGAUUGAGAACCAUCAAGGUAUGGUGAACCUAGAUCAGAUAAUUAAAGCUUCAGAUGGUAUUAUGGUGGCUCGUGGUGAUCUAGGUAUUGAGAUACCUCCUGAGAAAGUGUUUCUGGCACAGAAGGCAAUGAUUGCACGGUGCAACAAGGUGGGAAAACCAGUUAUCUGUGCCACGCAGAUGCUGGAAUCAAUGGUAAAGAAGCCACGUCCUACCCGAGCUGAGGGUUCAGAUGUAGCAAAUGCCAUUCUGGAUGGUGCUGAUUGUGUGAUGUUGUCUGGCGAAACAGCUAAAGGUGAUUAUCCUCUUGAGUGUGUCCUCACAAUGGCAAACAUCUGUAAAGAAGCAGAAGCUGCCAUCUGGCAAAGACAGUUGUUCCAGGAACUGAGUACCCAGGCACUUCCACCAAUAGAUGUAGCUCACACCAUUGCAAUUGCUUCAGUAGAAGCAUCAGCCAAGUGCCUGGCUGCAGCAAUCAUUGUUAUAACAACAUCUGGUCGUUCAGCUCAUCUCAUCUCUAAAUACCGCCCAAGGUGUCCCAUCAUCGCAGUAACUCGAUAUGCGCAAGUUGCUCGACAGUCCCAUCUCUUCAGAGCCAUUCUUCCUCUUUGUUACACAGAGGGUACUCUGCCUGACUGGCUGAAAGAUGUGGAUGCAAGAGUUCAGUUUGGUCUCAAAUUUGGCAAGGGACGAGGCUUCAUAAAGGCAGGAGAUCCUGUUGUUGUUGUGACAGGCUGGAAGCAAGGCCCAGGAUUUACCAACACUAUACGCAUUGUCAAUGCUGAAUGAAAUUCAAGCACUCUUAUGUGAGUUACGGAAAGAAUUACAGUUAAGUAAAGAAUAAAGUUACUAGUGGUUUAGAAUGUCACAUGAUUGAUGUUACAAAUCUUGUUUCCAUCACGUAAUUAUACAUAACAAAUGUUUCAGUAAUACAAUUAUGUUUACUGGAAUGGUUAUUAUGUUAAUUCAAAGUAUGUGAUAAGACAUGAAGUCUGUAACAGAAUUUAUUUAAAUUAUGUCUAUAACUUAAUACUUUUUCAGGUUAUUGGUACACAUUGAUUUGAAAUAAUGGCAUCAGUAUUAAUUUCUGUACCAGGAAUUUUAUAUGACGAUAUUGUUAAUACUCUGAACAUAAGGAACAUUCUAGUUAUUUGAACUGGAAUAGGUAUUACCUGAAAUGUAUAUUUUGUCAUUGUGAUUAUGGUUUAAUAGGAAUCAAUAAUUUUGUAUAAAAUAAAUAUUUCAGACUAAAUUAAAAUUUGUAAUUGUUAAUGCAAGCUUUGAUAGAAAUUGUGGCAGGAUGAGAGAGGUGUCUUGAUUAUUUUGUCACUUAUAAUUCUGUUAAAUUAAGAGUUUCUUUUAGACAGACAGUUGGUAGUGUCAGGAUGUUACUUGAAGAUUUAUCCACAUUUAAAAAUAGAAUACUGAAAAGAAAGUGGGAUUGUAAUGGAUGCAUUGAGAUGAACAUGUAUUUUGUUACAUUCUAGUCGGAUGUGGUAUGUGUAUUGUUCUAUUCUAGAUGAAAACAGUGGUAUAGUUCUCAUUACAAAUUAAUUAAUACUUAAAAUUAAGAGAAAAAAAAUGAUAUGCAUACAUUUAAGUCUGUUGUUCAUAAGUUAUAUUUACCUUCUGUCAUCUUCCAGAACUUCAUGAAACUGCUUUUAUUUAUUUAAUUUUGAUAUAUGAAGCGUUUAUAUGUAAAAGCACCCUACCUAACUCUUAAGUGCUCAAAUGCCCUGAAAUAAUUUUUAUGGUUCUUGGGGCUGCACCGACACUUUCUUCGAUGAAGUGUUUCAUGCACUGUUUCCAUCUUCAUAUGAUUUUGAUGAGAUAUCUUGGAAAUGUAUGACCACAGUGUCCUUAAUUUAUGGAAUUUCAGUUGAACUUAUUGGUCAAAAUCUUGAGUAUCACAUAUCAGAAUCUUCAUACAAGUUUGGGGAAUUAUAUAUUUUGUUUCUUGCAUUUGUUUUGUGAAAACUGAAAAGCAUGUGAACUGUAGAAAAGUGAGAUUCCUGUUUAGCUUCUGGGAAAUAGAGUGAAAUGUUAAUAAAAUAAAUGUCAGGUCAAUGAAAAUUCCA
Molecule: messenger RNA, 3235 nt
Organism: Zootermopsis nevadensis
Lineage: Eukaryota; Metazoa; Arthropoda; Insecta; Blattodea; Termopsidae
Source: RefSeq, a predicted model, not a curated record